AUGGCUGAACUCUCAGAUCCUGCCUUGCAGGUCAUUGUACUGGGUUCUGGAGGAGGGCCCGAAGAGUCCAACGUCACAGCACUCCUGGUUCGCUCCGUGGCGGAAAACUGGUCCAAGGGGUCCAUCGUGGCUGUCGAUGCCGGCGUGCAUCUGUCGGCGGUGGCCCGGCUCGUCCAGGAAGCAUAUCCCGACGUGUUGCCGGCGAAGCCGCCCUUCACGCUCACCAGGGGCCCCUUUGCCGGUCUCGAUCUGCCGCACGCCUCGGCCUCGGCCAACGCGGCGCACAUCACCCGCUCGCUGGUGGACACGUACCUCAUCACCCACCCGCACCUCGACCACAUCUCGGGAUUCGUCGUCAACACGGCCGGCCUGCCCGGAACCCGGCCAAAGAAGCUGGCCGGCCUGCCGAGCACCAUCCAGGCGCUCAAGAACCACGUCUUCAACAACGUCAUCUGGCCCAACUUGAGCGACGAAAACAACGGCGCCGGGCUCAUCACCUACCUGCGGCUGGUCGAGGGCGGGAGCCCCGCGCUGGGCAACGGCCCGGGCAAGGGGUACGUCGAGGUAUGUGACGGCCUCCUGGUCAAGGCCUUGGGCGUCAGCCAUGGGCACUGCAUCGAGAGACACUCGCACCGGGGGUCGGCGUCGGGCGCGUCGCCCCGGUUCGGCAGCCACGACGCGUCGUCGCAGACGCCGCGAAGGGACCUGCACAGCCACGUCGGCUCGCAGCUGGCAACGAGGGGUCAAGCGCUGCUGCUAAGCCAGGCGGCCCUGUCGACGGCGGCGGCGGCGGCGGUGUCGUCGUCGCCGUCGCCGUCGCCGCAGUUUGGCGGCAGCGGCGGCGAGCUGGACAAGUACUGCGUCUACGACUCGAGCGCAUACUUUAUCCAGGACCAGUCGCACCGCCGCGAGGUGCUCAUCUUUGGCGACGUGGAGCCCGACAGCAUCUCCCUGAACCCGCGGAACCUGGGCGUGUGGCAGGAAGCCGCGCCCAAGAUCGCCGCGGGGACCCUGACGGCCCUCUUCAUCGAAUGCAGCUACGACGACUCGCAGAGCAACGACCGGCUGUUUGGGCACCUUAAGCCGUGCUUCAUCAUGGAAGAGAUGCAGGUGCUCGCCGACGAGGUCGACUCGGCGCGUCGCCUGCUACGGGCGUCAGACACGCGCAAGCGCAAACGGCCGAACCUCGACGACGACGCCGCCGACGCCGCCGCCGUGUCUCCGAAAUCCGCCAAGCCGACGGCUUCCCGGCCGGCCGGAAGCGCAGCAGAGCACGGCGCCCACACGCCUCACCUGGCCACGCCCACCGACGAGCUGUCCCUCCCAGAGGCACUCGAGCUGGCCCGCCCGCUGCAAGGGCUCAAGGUGGUCAUCAUCCACGUCAAGGAGCGGCUGGACGACGGGCCCUGCGUGGGGGACAGCAUCCUGCAGCAGCUCAAGGAGCACGAGGCGAAGGCGAAUCUGGGCUGCGAAUUCGUCAUAUCCAAGUCGGGAAUGAGCUUUUACUUUUGA
Ustilaginoidea virens is the source of this 1512-nucleotide messenger RNA. RefSeq lists its product as uncharacterized. Gene Ontology annotation, molecular function: 3',5'-cyclic-GMP phosphodiesterase activity; 3',5'-cyclic-AMP phosphodiesterase activity. Lineage: Eukaryota; Fungi; Ascomycota; Sordariomycetes; Hypocreales; Clavicipitaceae. Gene Ontology annotation, biological process: negative regulation of glucose mediated signaling pathway; cGMP catabolic process; cAMP catabolic process. The coding region runs from base 1 to 1512 and encodes 503 amino acids. The record is from RefSeq and is a predicted model, not a curated record. The transcript has 2 exons.